AUGCAAAUGUUUUCUUUAAAUUUUUUUAUGUAUACCAUUUGUGGUAUAUGGCGACCGAUCGAAUGGUCAUCAAAGGGUGUCAAUUUUCUGUAUAAUGUAUUUAAUUAUAUUAUAUUACUCUUGGAAUACUUUACGAUGUUAACUCAAUUCCUGGAUUUUCUAUUUGUUGUCAACAAUAUCGAUGAUUUCGUUGCUAAUUCUAUAUGGUUCGUGAGUUUUGUUGCUAUGGUAUGUAAAGCAACUGUCGUUGUAAUACGUCGCAAUGCUAUCAUUAGCUUGAUACAAGUAUUGUUGAAGGGUUUAUGUAAACCUCAAGAUGAAGACGAAAUUGCAAUACAAACAAAAUUUGAUCAGUUCGUCAGAUUGUGUUCAAUAAAAUAUUUGCUUCUGGCGAUACUCUCACUUACAGGAGUCACAAUAGGAUCAGUAUUAAAUAUUAUGAAUGGUCAAUUACCUUGUCGAAUAUGGUUGCCAUUGGAUUACAAUGUGUCUUUAGUGUUCUGGAUUAUAUCUAUUCAACAAGUUAUAGCUAUAUGUUUUGGCACUAUCAUAAAUGUCGCUACGGAAACCCUAGUUUUUGGAUUAAUUUUAGAAACGUGUGCCCAACUCGAAAUUUUCGAAAAUCGUCUUCAUAAAUUAAUAAAUAAGAAAACAAUUAAAUAUCUGGGAAAUGCCCUUUACUCGUUGAAUGAACAAGGAAUAUCGAAAUGUAUACGACAUCAUCUCAGUAUUUACAAAUAUGCCAAAACGGUAAACGUUAUAUUUAACCAGAUGCUAUUCGUUCAAUUCUUUGCAAGUAUACUGGUAUUAUGUUCAGCUGUGUAUUAUCUGUCAAUGCAUAUUACAGAAUUGUCUCGUAUUGCAACUUUUUUAGUGUACACCAUUGGCAUGUUUAUACAAAUUUAUAUUUAUUGCUGGUCUGGAAACGAAGUCAUUCUUAAGAGUAUGAACGUAGGAAACACAAUAUAUUGUAUGGAUUGGCCAUUAUUAUCAGUUAACGAAAAAAAAGAAUUGCUCAUUGUCAUGAUACGAAGCACAAUUCCUAUAAAGUUCACUAGCAGUUUUUUGAUAACUCUAUCCCUUCAGUCUUACAGCAAUGUUAGAAUUUCAAAAAUGCAAAUAUUUUCUUUAAAUUUUUUGAUAUAUACCAUUUGUGGUAUAUGGCGACCGAUCGAAUGGUCAUCAAAUGGUGUCAAUUUUCUGUAUAAUGUAUUUACUUAUAUUGUAUUAUUCUUGGAAUACUUUUUGAUGUUAACUCAAUUUCUGGAUUUUCUAUUUGUUAUCGAUAAUAUUGAUGAUUUCGUUGCUAAUUCUAUAAUGUUCGUGAGUGUUGCUGCUGUUGUAUGUAAAGCGACUGUCGUUGUAAUACGUCGCAAUGCGAUCAUUAGCUUGAUACAAGUAUUGUUGAAAGAUCCAUGUAAACCUCAAGAUGAAGACGAAAUAGCAAUACAAACAAAAUUUGAUCAGUUCAUCAGAUUGAGUUCAAUAAAAUAUUUGCUUCUGGCGAUGAUCUCACUUACAGGCGUCAUAAUAGGAUCAGUAUUAAAUAUUAUGCAGGAACAACUACCUUGUCGAAUAUGGUUGCCAUUGGAUUACAAUGUGUCUCUAGUAUUCUGGAUUAUAUCUAUUCAACAAGUUGUAGCUAUAAUUGCUGGCACUAUCAUAAAUGUCGGUACGGAAACUCUAGUCUUUGGAUUAAUUUUAGAAACAUGUGUCCAACUCGAAAUUUUCGAAAAUCGUCUUCACAAAUUAAUAAAUAAUAAAACAGUUAAAUACCUAAAAAAUGCAUUUUGUUCGUUGAAUGAGGAUAAAACAGAAAUAUCAAAAUGCAUACGACAUCAUCUUAGUAUUUACAAAUAUGCCAAAACGGUGAACGUUAUAUUUAAUCAGGUACUGUUCGUUCAAUUUUUCGGUAGUAUAUUGAUAUUAUGUACAUGUAUAUAUUACCUAUCAACGCACAUUACGGAACUGUCUGGAAUUGGAACUUUAUUAGUAUAUAUCAUUUGCAUGUUUGUACAAAUUUACAUUUACUGCUGGUCCGGAAACGAAGUUAUGCUUAAGGUAACUUACUCUAUUAAAUAUAUCAAUCCAAAUAUGCAAAUGCUUUCUUUAAAUUUUUUUAUAUACACCGUUGGCGGUAUAUGGCGACCAGUUGAGUGGUCAUCAAAUGGUGCCAAGUUGCUAUACAAUGUAUUUACUUUUAUUAUAAUAUCUUCGGAAUACUUUUUGGUGUUAACUCAAUUUAUGGAUAUAGUUCUUAUUGUCGAUAAUAUCGAUGAUUUUGCCACUAAUACUCUAAUGUUCCUAACUAUUGUUGCUGUAUGUUGUAAAGCGACUGUCGUUGUGGUACGUCGAAAUGCGAUCAUCAACUUAGUGCAAAUAUUAUUGAAAGCACCAUAUAAACCUCGAGAUGAGGAUGAAGUAGCUAUACAAACAAAAUUUGAUAAAUUCAUUAAAUCAUGUUCGAUAAAAUAUUCACUUUUAGCAACAAGUUCCGUUACAGGCACUACAAUAGGAUCAGUACUAAACGUGAUGCAAGGUCACCUGCCUUAUCGAAUAUGGCUACCAUAUAAUUACACUGUAUCUAUGUUUGGGAUUAUAUCCAUUCAUCAGAUUGUAACUUUAAUUUUUGCCACCGUGAUAAAUGUGGGCACGGAAACCUUAAUCUUCGGAUUGAUUUUACAAACGUGUGCUCAAUUUGAAAUUUUCAAAAGUCGUCUUCACAAGUUCAUAACUAAAAAGACAGUUACAUAUCUCGGACACGCACGCUCUUUGUCGAAUGAAGAUAAAACAUGGAUAUCGGAAUGUAUACGUCAUCAUCUCAGCAUUUACAAGUACGCCAAAACGGUAAACAUCAUAUUCAACCAAAUACUUUUCGUUCAGUUUUUUAGUAGUAUACUGGUAUUAUGUACGAGUGUGUAUUAUUUGUCAAUGCAUAUCAAGGAAUUAUCUGCAGCUGCAUCCUUAUUAAUAUAUACUAUCUGCAUGUUUGUACAAAUCUUCGUUUAUUGCUGGUCGGGAAAUGAAGUCAUGCUUAAAAGUAUGAGUAUAGCGGAUGCUAUAUAUCAUAUGAAUUGGCCAUUAUUAUCGAUCAACGAAAAAAAAGGACUAUUGAUGAUCAUGAUACGUAGCACAAUUCCUGUAAAGUUCACUAGCAGCUUCUUGAUAAUUCUAUCUCUUCAGUCUUACAGUAACGUAAUUUUCAUUAUUAAUAAUGUCGAUGAUUUGGCUACUAAUAUUCUAAUAUUUUUGAGCAUGGUGGCCGUUUGUUGUAAAACCACUGUUGUUGUGGUACGACGGAAUGCGAUCAUCAACUUAGUGGAAGUAUUGUUGAAAGCACCAUACAAACCUCAAGACGAAGAUGAAAUAAUAAUACAAACAAAAUUUGAUAGAUUCAUUAGAUCAUGCUCGAUAAAAUAUUCACUUUUAGCAACAAGUUCCAUUACAGGCGGUACAAUAGGAUCAGUAUUAAACGUGAUGCAAGGUCAUCUGCCUUAUCGAAUAUGGUUGCCAUGUAAUUAUAAUGUAUCUACGAUAUUUUGGACUAUAUCUAUUCAUCAAAUGGUAACUACAAUUUUUGCCACCAUGAUAAAUGUUGGCACGGAAACCCUAGUCUUUGGAUUGAUUUUACAAACAUGUGCCCAGUUUGAAAUAUUGGAAAAUCGUCUUCACAAAUUAAUAAUUAAUAAAACAGUUAAAUAUCUAGGACAUGCAAGCAGUUUGUUGAAUGAAAACAAAGCAGAUCUAUCAGAGUGCAUAUGUUAUCAUCUCAGCAUUUACAAAUACGCCAAAGCGGUAAACGUCACAUUCAACCAAGUACUUUUCGUUCAGUUUUUUAGUAGUAUACUCGUAUUAUGUACAAGUGUAUAUUACUUGUCAAUACAUAUUAAAAACCUUUCUGCAACUGCAUCUUUUUUAGCGUAUACCAUUUGCAUGUUUGUACAAAUCUAUUUUUACUGCUGGUCCGGAAACGAAGUCAUAUUUAAAAGUACGAGCAUAGCAGACGCUAUAUAUAAUAUGAAUUGGCCAUUAUUAUCAAUCAACGAAAAAAAAGGAUUGUUGAUGAUUAUGAUACGCAGUACAAUUCCUGUAAAAUUCACAAGUAGCUUCUUGAUAACUUUAUCCCUUCAAUCUUAUAGCAACGUUAGUAUGAUUUGGUGUCAAAAUAAAUAUUUGACAUAG
Messenger RNA from Atta colombica, 4182 nucleotides. RefSeq lists its product as uncharacterized. The record is from RefSeq and is a predicted model, not a curated record. Gene Ontology annotation, cellular component: plasma membrane. Gene Ontology annotation, biological process: detection of chemical stimulus involved in sensory perception of smell; sensory perception of smell. Lineage: Eukaryota; Metazoa; Arthropoda; Insecta; Hymenoptera; Formicidae. Gene Ontology annotation, molecular function: olfactory receptor activity; odorant binding.